AUGCCAAACGUACACAGUUUCUUGGUUGGUAUCUGACUGCUACUGUGCCAACUUCCCAGAGAGAUUUCAGGCAAAGACAACGAAGAUAUUCAGGAAUGUGGCCAAGAUUUCAUCUGCAUCCUUAUUGACAUCUGUAGCUUGCCCACAUAUAAGAGAAAUGUUCUGAGCGUGGAGGAGGCUCCACUGGGAUCAGGACCACCAGCAGAAAUCAUGCCAUCCUCCAUGACCAAUGAUGUAGAAACCUUAAAGAUGCUGGAAUUUGUUCCUACUUUGCCCCAAGAGAAGAAGGCAACACUAUCUGAGAGGCAGCCAUCAUUGAGAGAGCAACUACAUUCUGCAUUAAAGGAUUCAAAUCUUAACUGUGAAGAAUUUAAAAAUGAAGCAGAAGACAACAGAGGUUCAGAAUUGGAAAACUCAGGCUCAGAGAGACAUUACCCAAAAGAGAGAGUUAGCCUGGCUAAGAAAUGUUGCUAUGACGCUUUCUUCCUAGUGAGGGUGGAGAGAAAAACGAACCAUUUUCAGGGCCAACAGCUUGCCACCUGGGGCGGCCUGAGGGCCCUGCGAAAUUCGGGAAGCUUGGGCAGCGCCUCCACAGCUGCCCUCAUCUUGACUCGAAGUUCUCGCGAGGUCUGGAAACGAAGAUCAGAAGGUGCGCACCUCGCCUUGAAGUUCUCGCGAGGACCGCACACGAAGAUCAGAAGGUCUCCAUGUGCACGUGAGCAGUCGCGCGGGACGGGCAGUUAG
This is a messenger RNA of Budorcas taxicolor (takin), 744 nucleotides long. Its product is annotated as prorelaxin-like. The record is from RefSeq and is a predicted model, not a curated record. Gene Ontology annotation, molecular function: hormone activity. The transcript is spliced from 4 exons. Lineage: Eukaryota; Metazoa; Chordata; Mammalia; Artiodactyla; Bovidae. Gene Ontology annotation, cellular component: extracellular region.